Molecule: messenger RNA, 1685 nt
Organism: Nymphalis io (European peacock)
Lineage: Eukaryota; Metazoa; Arthropoda; Insecta; Lepidoptera; Nymphalidae
Product: zinc finger protein draculin-like
Exons: 9
Coding region: 66-1685 (539 amino acids)
Cellular component (GO): nucleus
Molecular function (GO): zinc ion binding
Source: RefSeq, a predicted model, not a curated record
ACAAACGAUUUAACUCAGUUCUAGUAGAAUAUUAUUGAAUGAUAUUAAAAAUUUUUUAGUUAAAAAUGAAUGCGGAUCUAAUUACAUGCCAAACUUGCUUAAGCCGCGACCGUCACUUAUAUCCUUUAAAAAAAUUUGAACUUUGGCUGAACGACAUGAAUAUUCCCAUCAAUAUUUUCGAUAACAAUGGCGGUGUGUGCUGGGAAUGCAAAGCUUUAAUUAGGAAGUUUGCUAAGUUUAAGUUACAAGUUUUAAAAGCGCAGAAGCUAUUAACAUCUAAUAAAACGAAUAAAAUUUUAAGUACCCUACGAAGCGACACAAAAUGUUUAUUUGACUAUAUUUAUAAUUAUGAUACAGAUAACAUUGAUUCUGAUAUAGAAAUAAAAAUAAAAUCCAUGAAAGAAGAAGAUCUAGAAAAUUCGGAUAAUAAUAACAGUAAUAUUGAGUCGGUAGACGAAAAAGACUAUAAAGAAUUAAAAUACAAAGGAAAUGAUAAUUGUGAGGAAACUAAUUAUGAUAAUAUUAAUUUAAUAAGUCCAGAUAUAUCACAAAAUAAAAGUAACAAAAAAAAAUCUAAUCACAAAUCAAUGAAACAAUUGUCAAUAGAAAGUAAAAGAAUAGAACAGAAAAUUGAAACGAUAACAUUCACAGAGGAAGAAAUGAUGAAAAAUAGAGAACAUAAGAGAAGUCAGCCGAAUUUCAAGAAGAUACCGUACAAAUGUGAUUCGUGCGUACUCGGUUUUACAAGGAAGGAAACUUAUUUAUUACAUAACGAGAAAAAACAUGAUGAGUCUAUAGGACCCCACACGUGCAAUGUUUGUUCAGUACGUUUUUCGACCACAACUUCGCUCCUAAGUCACCGUCAAAGACAUUACACCUUAUAUAAGUGUGUGUUGUGUAAAUACGAGGCGUCCUUACUUAAAGCCGCUGUCAAACAUUGUAUGAUGAAACACGAUAAAGAUGAACAGGGCCGCAUACAUUGUUCCCAGUGCUCUGUGACAGUUGGGACAGCUGACGAACUAACAGAGCAUAUGAAUACGAGCCACACGUUAAAAUGUAAUCAGUGUGGAGAGAAGUUUAAAGGAAAACACACCUUAAGGACACAUUAUGUACGUAUUCAUUCGUCGAACCGCGCGUUCACAUGCGACGUUUGUUCGAAAACGUUCAACACGAAGUCGCGCCUCGAAUCACACAUCACUACUCACAAUAACACACUAGCUAAGAAGCUCGCAUAUUGCUGUGUGUGUAAAGUACAAUAUAAAAAUAUAUAUGUAUAUAGGAACCAUUUGAAGAACAGUGCCAAUCAUUCUGAGAGACUAUACCACUGUAAGGAUUGUAACAAGAGAUUCGCUUCUAAAGUCUACUGGCAAAAACAUUGUGACUUCUAUCACUUGCAUAAGUCAGCAUUCAAGUGUGAUGUUUGUAAUAAGCUCUUCAUGUCAGAUUGGCGGUUAAAGAAUCAUAAACAGAAACACCACGGACUCAGUCGGACUAGAGAUCAUAUUUGUAAUAUAUGCGGUAAGAAAUUCUAUACACUAUCAACGCUCCGAGGUCAUCAAUUGACUCAUUCAGAAGAACGAACUUACAUGUGCGAAGAUUGCGGUGAUACAUUCAAACAAAGGCCAGCCCUGUAUACACACACGAAACUCGUUCAUAGAGGCGUUAAACGAAUAAAAAAUAAUUAA